This is a messenger RNA of Cutaneotrichosporon cavernicola, 912 nucleotides long. RefSeq lists its product as uncharacterized. Gene Ontology annotation, biological process: mitochondrial L-ornithine transmembrane transport. Gene Ontology annotation, molecular function: L-ornithine transmembrane transporter activity. Bases 1 to 912 code for a protein of 303 amino acids. The transcript is spliced from 4 exons. The record is from RefSeq and is a predicted model, not a curated record. NCBI's taxonomy places the organism in Eukaryota, Fungi, Basidiomycota, Tremellomycetes, Trichosporonales, Trichosporonaceae. Gene Ontology annotation, cellular component: mitochondrion.
AUGGGCCUCAGCCAGACCCAGAAAGACCUGAUCGCCGGGUCCGCCGGCGGUAUCACCCAGGUGCUUGUUGGCCAGCCCUUUGACAUUGUCAAGGUCCGCGUCCAGACCGCCGCACCGGGGACAUACAAGUCUCCUCUCGACUGCGCUGCCAAGCUCCUGAAGAACGAGGGACCGCUGGGUUUCUACAAGGGAACUCUCACCCCGCUUCUUGGUAUCGGCGCGUGUGUGUCUAUCCAGUUUGGUGCGCUCGAGUGGGCGAAGCGCUUCUUUGGCCGCCGGAACGGCGGUAAGGAGCUUUCUCUUGCCGAGUUGUACGCUUCCGGCGCGAUUGCAGGUGCGGCCAACACUAUUGUCGCUGGACCGGUCGAGCAUAUCCGUAUUCGACUGCAGACGCAGCCAGACAACCCGCGUCUGUAUAAGGGUCCCCUGGAUUGCGCGCGCAAGCUGUACGCGCAGAACGGCAUUGCUGGUGUGUUCAAGGGUCAGGUGGCUACGGUGUGCCGUGACGGUAUCGGUUAUGGAUUCUACUUCCUCGCAUACGAGGCGCUUGUCCAGCGCCACAUCCGCAAGAACGGUGGUACGCGCGAGGACAUUUCGCCGCUCAUGUCGCUGGGCUAUGGCGCGAUUGCGGGAUACGCCCUCUGGGCCAGCAUUUACCCUCUCGACGUGGUCAAGUCCAAGCUCCAGACCGACAGCCUUGACCCCAAGAAGCGCGUGUACUCGGGUAUGGUGGACUGUUUCCGCAAGACAUGGCGCGCACAGGGAUGGCGCGGGUUCACUGGUGGUCUCGAGCCGACUUUGAUCCGUUCGCCAUUCGCAAACGGCGCGACGUUUGUUGCGUUCGAACUGGCCAUGCGUCUCAUGGGCGGUGACAAGCACGAGCAUAUGGUCAUGCCGGACCCGACGGCGUAG